AUGCAAUUGCGCAAUGUCCUCAGGGACCUCCCUGGUCCCAAGGCUCAGGCAGUUGUUGAGUUGAUGACUGCUUCGUCCACCCCCAUUCCCCGCUCUCUGCUUGCUCGCACAUCAAGCAGGCACAGUGGCACCCCACCUGUGUGUGCAGGCAUUUCCAUCUCGGACUUUCAUAGUCCCUGUUCCGAGGCUGAAACAAUGACUACCUCACUCUCCACCCUACCGCCUCUCUCUUUUUGCACCACACAGCUGCAAAAACAAAGGCGCAAACAACGCAAUUUGUGUCAUCUACGUGUUGUUUCUACAGUGCAAGGUCUCACUGCACCCGGUGCAGCAAAAGAUCCUGAGGCUCCACCCUCAGGCCAUUUUCAUUUGCCUGACUCUCCCCCUCUACACCAUGCACGAGAGGGAGUGGCUUAUGCUGUGAAGGGACAGAGCAAAUGA
Messenger RNA from Serpula lacrymans var. lacrymans S7.9, 441 nucleotides. RefSeq lists its product as uncharacterized. Lineage: Eukaryota; Fungi; Basidiomycota; Agaricomycetes; Boletales; Serpulaceae. Bases 1 to 441 code for a protein of 146 amino acids. The record is from RefSeq and is a predicted model, not a curated record. The transcript is spliced from 3 exons.